UCAUGUCACGUACCCGGAAACCUUUGGGGUGGAUGGGACACCCCUACUUCACCAUCUGCUGCUCACCAACGGUCAGGAGUGGACAAAGAAGACAUACUUGACCUACUUAGAUUGUCCAUCUGAUGAUCCCAGACCCUCCCCCGGCCUCACUCGGUAACCUUCUGUGACGCUCUUCCCGCUAUUCUCAACACCUGUUGAUGCUCAUCAAAUAGCUCGUCAAAUAGUCAGAAUAUUCAAUAUUAGUCAUCAUGUUUAAUAAUUGUCAGACUGUUUAAUAAUAGUAAUCAUAUUUAAUAAUAGUAAUCAUGUUUAAUAAUAGUAAUCAUGUUUAAUAAUAGCCGCACGGUGGCCUAGCGGUUAGCAUGUUGGCCACACAGUCACAGUCGGGGGAUCGGGAAGACCUGGGUUCAAAUCUAUGUUGGGCAUUUCUGUGUGGAGUUUGCAUGUUCUCCCCGUGCGUGGGUUUUCUCCGGGUACUCCGCUUUCCUUCCUGUUUGUCUAUAUGUGCCCUGCGAUUGGCUGGCAACCAGUCCAGGGUAUGCCCCGCCUGUCGCCCGAAGUCAGCUGGCAUAGGCUCCAGCAUAUCCCCGAGACCCUAAUGAGGAGAGGCGGUAUAGAAAAUAGAUGGUUGGAUGUUUAAUAAUAUUCAAUCUUGGGAAUUAUGUUUAAUAAUAGAAUGUUUAAUAGCAAUAAUUUUUCUUUCUUUAAUAGUAAUAAUUAGUAAUAGUUAUGUUUCCUUAUUUGACUGUGAUUACUUAAAAAAAAACAAAAAAAACAAUGCAACUGGCUGAGAUGCGGUGGGCGGGCUUUAAACUCUGAUUGGCUGUGACAGCAACGAGGCGGGAAAGAAGUAACACAAAGCUGCUCAGAGAUUGGCUAAAUCAUAAGCGAAGGCGGGUACAAAGCUGAGCAGCGAUUGGCUGCAGGCGGCGUGGUCGCGCGCACUCCGGGUAGCUUAAGAAGGGGUCCACACAGGCUGACUCGCUCCUAAGAACUUACCACGACGGAACCGGGCCGGUCAAGACGAAGUUCUUCAAAGAGUGCGCGGGUAGCUUCUGGGCCGGCUAAAGCAAGUGUGUGGGUAACUCCCUGGAGCAGCUAGCAUGGUGCAGCCGGUUCCGCACAUCAAGCGACCCAUGAACGCCUUCAUGGUGUGGUCCAAAAUGGAGCGCCGGAAGAUCAUGCAGGAGUCUCCAGAAGUCCACAACGCUGAGAUUUCCAAGCGGCUUGGAAAGCGCUGGAAGACUUUAGACGAGUCCGAGAAGGUUCCGUUCAUCCGCGAGGCUGAACGGCUCCGCCUCCAGCACAUGGCCGACUAUCCGGACUACAAGUACAGACCCAAGAAGAAGUCCAAGACGGACGACGCCGACAAGAGCGGCAGAACCACUAACAAGUCUAAAAGCAGAAAGCCGCUGGUGGUUUCCGACAGACGGAGGCAGCGCGCCGACCCGCGGUACCGCUACGUACUCAAACGGGACUCUAGUGACUCGGAGGACGACUCGGACGACGAACCGCUUGCUUACCGCAGUAUAGGUUCUGCGUCAACAGAACCGGAAGAGUCGGGUCGACUCUUCUACAGUUUCAAGAACAUCACUCGCCAGGCCACCGGAACGCUCUCUCCCGACUCCUCGUUUAGGUCCGGGUCCAGUUCUUCCUGCUGCGGGGACGACUUGGACCAGGACCUUCCCGCGGAAGGGUCUGACUUCCCGCUCAGUCUCCACGCUUCCUCGGAACCGGCGAACCUGAGCCUGUCUCUGGUGGACAAGGACUUGGACCUGAGCGGUACCGAAAGGAACCGAAGGUCCCACUUCGAGUUCCCUGACCACUGCAGCCCGGAGCUGAGCGAGCUGAUCACCGGCGACUAUUCAGACCUGGUCUUCACUUGCUGAGCCGAACUUUUCGAAGUUUUACUGGACUUUUAUUUGAUGAAAGAUUAUAUUUUUGUAGUUUUUCACGUCAGCUGACUUGUGUUGUUAGGUCAAGUGGCACACUUUGAGUUCUGCUCCUUGUUUUUGUGCAAUAUGUAGAAGUGACGUCAUGGACUGAAUAAAUCCGCUCAGAAAAUAAUGAACUCACUCUGGUCAUUUUUGAAGUGGGCGGGGCUUAAAAUACGUUUUUUUUUGGCCGUGUAACAGUGAAAACUUGAGCUAGCUUAGUUAGCUUUGUGUGCUGGUUAGCUGUAACCGUAGCUCUGUCCACAAUGCAAGACAGGACUGGACGUCCCUCUGAGGCAAGACUGUGAGGGAAGAAUUGUGAGCAAUUAGAAGGAAGUCAGACUGAUGAGACAUGACAUGAGGGAAAUAUGACUAACAUGGAGGUACACGGUUUAGUGUAUAGAAAAGAUGUACUUCUGUCCAGUUGUCUUCAUGUUGUGACCUGUCCUUUUUACCUGUCUCUGAACUUUGACCCCUUCAUUGCAAUCAAACACAAAGCAGCAUCAAUUAAUUUUUAUUCAUCAUGCACAUAGAUAUAACUCCAUGAAUCCAUCACAGCAGCAAUAUUCUAACCCUUGACAUAUAAUACUCUAUUUACUGAAUUAACAUUUAAUUCAUUCACUUUUCUCACUUAAGGAGUGGAGCCUAUCUAAGGCAGGGUGCAGCCGGUCUGAUCAGCUGUCAAUCACAUGCUUUUACAAACAUCAAGCUAAGAACAAAGAGGAUAUUUAGUUUCUUUUGAAAACAUCUAAACAAAAACAUCAAGCGCUAAUUUGGAGUCACGACAGUUAGCAUGCAUCUACACACAACGGCAGUCACAUCACAUGAUGCUGCAGGAUUAUGAUAGUGGGCAGGGGUGGGUUUACAGGAUGCUCUCACGCUCCUCGCCAAAGGCGACAGCAUCUGCUGUCAAGGUGCACACCUCUGGGGGGUCUCCGGGCUUGAGGCCCCUCUUCAGGUGGA
Messenger RNA from Dunckerocampus dactyliophorus (ringed pipefish), 2897 nucleotides. It is a transcript of the gene sox11b, whose product is annotated as SRY-box transcription factor 11b. The transcript has a single exon. Gene Ontology annotation, molecular function: DNA-binding transcription activator activity, RNA polymerase II-specific; RNA polymerase II cis-regulatory region sequence-specific DNA binding. Bases 1104 to 1889 code for a protein of 261 amino acids. Lineage: Eukaryota; Metazoa; Chordata; Actinopteri; Syngnathiformes; Syngnathidae. Gene Ontology annotation, biological process: neuron differentiation; negative regulation of transcription by RNA polymerase II; positive regulation of transcription by RNA polymerase II. The record is from RefSeq and is a predicted model, not a curated record.